AUGGCUUCAAAGAACAUGAUGAAAAACGCUAUAGCUCUCUUCCUCACCAUUAACCUCGUCUUCCUUGUCUUCACAAAGGCCCAAGCUCCUCCACCUCAAGCUCCGGUGUGUCCCAGAGACUCGACCCAAUUCCUAUCUUGUACUAACGUGCUUAACCUCAGCUUAAUCCUCAUCAACAAUCAAUCAGUAUUGCCAUGUUGCACUCUAGUGACUGGGCUUGACGCUGCUACGGCAUCUGCCUGCAUCUGCAAUGCCGUUAGAAUCACAAUCUUUAAUUUCUUGACUAUCAAUGUGAGAGUUAACCAAGUUCUUAGACUCUGCCGUAUAAUUCCCCCACUUGGUUUCAGAUGCCCUUAA
Messenger RNA from Arabidopsis thaliana (thale cress), 357 nucleotides. Its product is annotated as Bifunctional inhibitor/lipid-transfer protein/seed storage 2S albumin superfamily protein. The transcript has a single exon. Bases 1 to 357 code for a protein of 118 amino acids. The record is from RefSeq and is marked reviewed. Lineage: Eukaryota; Viridiplantae; Streptophyta; Magnoliopsida; Brassicales; Brassicaceae.